Molecule: messenger RNA, 1509 nt
Organism: Salmo salar (Atlantic salmon)
Lineage: Eukaryota; Metazoa; Chordata; Actinopteri; Salmoniformes; Salmonidae
Product: secretory carrier-associated membrane protein 2
Biological process (GO): protein transport
Cellular component (GO): recycling endosome membrane; trans-Golgi network membrane
Source: RefSeq, a predicted model, not a curated record
UGUCUGCAACGCCUGCGCACAUGAGCACUGUCAAACAGCACCAUCAACAGACUGAGGAACAGGCAGCCAGAGGAGAGGCACACGCUGGCGUUUUGUUUACCUCCAAAAGAACAAGAUACAAUUAUCUCAACAUGUCGGGAUUUGACGAGAACCCCUUUGUAGAUGCAGUGGAUGUCAAUCCUUUCCAGGAUGCCUCAGUCACACAAAUCACCAGCGGUGGGAUUGAAACCGUUGAGGAAUUCAACCCAUUCUCAGCCAGUGCUAUGAGCACCCACACUGGGACCACCAUCCCUAUCUCUACUGCCUCCUCCCAACCAGCUGUCCUACAGGCUUCUGCUGUGGAGCCCACCCCACAAGCGACUGCGGCUGCUGCCCAGGCUAACCUGCUCAGGCAACAGGAGGAGCUGGAGAAGAAAGCUGCUGAACUGGAUCGGAAAGAGCAGGAGCUCCAGAACAGGCCUGGAGGCCACAUUACGAAAGAAAACAACUGGCCGCCACUUCCCAAGUUUUCCCCCAUAAAGCCUUGUUUCUACCAGGACUUCAAUGAAGACAUCCCUGAAGAGUACCAGAAGAUAUGCAAGAGGAUGUACUACCUUUGGAUGUUUCACAGUAUCACACUCUUCCUGAACCUUCUGGCCUGCCUGGCCUACUUCACGGCCGAUCCAAACGCGGGGGUGGACUUUGGUCUGUCCAUCCUCUGGUUCAUCCUCUUCACCCCCGUCUCUUUCGUCUGUUGGUACAGGCCAGUGUACAAAGCCUUCAGGUCGGACAGUUCCUUCAGCUUCUUCUUCUUCUUCUUUGUUUUCUUCUUCCAAGUGUCUGUCUACAUCAUCCAGUGUGUGGGGAUCCCCAAGUGGGGGAACAGUGGAUGGAUUUCGUCCAUCACCAUGAUAAGAAGCAACAUGGUUGUAGCUGUGGUCAUGAUGGUUGUGGCCGGCUGCUUCACUGUGAACGCUGUCCUCGCCAUCAUCCUACUCAAAAUGGUCCACUCCAAGUAUCGUCGGACGGGGGCCAACUUCGCCAAGGCCCAGCAGGAGUUCUCUUCGGGGGUCCUCACUAACCAGACCUUUCAGAGCGCCGCAGCCAGCGCCGCCUCCUCAGCUGCCCAGGGGGCCUUCCAAGGACGCUAGCGAUCCUAAAGCCAGGUUCCUCCUAACCUUCCUAGUCACCUCUCACUCACUCCAAGCUCUGUUUUGUCCCAUGGCCUCAGUGUCUCUGCAGAGGCAACAGAAAUGGCUGACAGGACAGAAACUAGACUGGUAUACAGCAGUAAAUUGUAAUGUUCCUGUAUCAUGGACAUUCUCUAACCACAGCCAUUGAUACAUAAACCCAAUUCAACCUCUAGCCCCGUGUAUUCAAUGUGAUGGAAACUCUGCUGAGCUGAUCAGAGGGUAUAAAUGGAGCUAUUACCAUGUUGAUUGGACUUAUCCAAGUGUCUGGGGGGUUGGUUUGGGAUUGGGGUGUCUAGCUGGUAGGGGGGUUGGUUUGGGAUUGGGGUGUCUAGCUGGU